Protopolystoma xenopodis is the source of this 363-nucleotide messenger RNA. The record is from the annotation of a GenBank genome assembly. Lineage: Eukaryota; Metazoa; Platyhelminthes; Monogenea; Polystomatidea; Polystomatidae.
AUGUACCGACUCAAUCUUUUGAUGGUCCUCGUAGGGACCACUGUCGCUUUUCUUGUUGUACCCGCAAGGCCUAAUCUGUUCGAAGACGACUCAGAAGAACUCCACCGUCUCGGCAGUACUAGCACUCUCGGAGGUAGACGCCAUUUUGAUCAGUUUGGCCAACACGACGACGAAUUCGACCAUGAAGCCGUGCUUGGCGCACACGACGAAGUCGAGGCCUUCAAGGAGCUCGAACCAGAGGAGGCCAAAGCGCGUCUCGCAGUGCUGGUGGACAAGAUGGACUCCAAUAAUAACAGUUUUGUGGAGAAGACAGAGCUCCGUGACUGGAUUAUCUCUUCUUUCAGGUUUUCCUUUCAUACUUAA